AUGAAGCGAAGAGGGAGCUCGGAUAUUGAAGAAAGCAAAACCGUGACGCGAGCACAGCCGACCAUAGAGCUUGAGGCUGCGUUUGUUCUAUCAACACUUCAGAGACCAGUGUCGCCCCCACAAAUAAAACGCACCUUGACACUCGAAAACAUUAAGGAUCACGACCUGGCCGCUAUCGAAGCUGGGAAAAUCAAAGUGGAUGAUCAUCUUGGGAUCUUCUCCACCAGACUCAGUCAAUAUAGUCGCCCCAUUUCGGAAGCAACAUCAACUCACCGUCUCCCCAUAUCGGAGUGGGUCGAUCUCUAUCGUCGCAAUGAGCAUGCUGACGGAUGUCAUUUUGUGAUUCAUCAACAUGAUCACCCUAUCGCUGGUCCCCACUAUGAUCUUCGAUUGCAAUUUUCGGCGACUAGCUCGGUAAGCUGGUCGAUAAUGUAUGGUCUACCCGGCGAUCCGAAUAGCCAGCGAUUGAACCGAAAUGCAACAGAGACUCGCAUACACUGCUUAUGGAAUCAUCUAGUCGAGACUGCUUCCUUGAAAACAGGGAGUAUGAUAAUCUGGGACACCGGUGAAUACGAAAUCCUUCCGUACGAACCUGAUACAUCACAACCCGAAACCGAUGAUUCUAGAUCUGAAAUAUCCAAUCGAUCAGUGUCCCCACAAGAGAGAAUCACCAAUAGUGAAAAGCUUCAGCAUGCAUUUAGUAAUCGCAAGAUUCGUCUGCGGCUUCACGGCAUCCGUCUUCCAAAGAACUAUACUAUUAUCUUACGCAUGGAUAAAUCGACGGACUAUGCACGACCAAUUCGGACGGGUCCCAAGCGUCGCAGAAAAGCUCUUAGGGCCAAUGAACGUGCCGCAAGAGCUCCAUCAACAUCUGAGUCUGAGACCGAGUCCUCGCUGCUUAAAGUCACAGAUGAGGCUACAGAGGAAACAUCUGAGCGCGAGAUCUCAACUCACUCCGAUAAUGAGACCGAUCUACAGAUUCAAAUCAAUAAUGCAUACCCUGGCUCUAUUAAUACGAUCGGUUCCAUUCACCAGCGUCGCUGGUAUCUCAGCCUGGACAGACAUAAUUCUGGGUUUGAACGAAGAAUUGCCUACCAGGAGGAUAGUUCCUCAGGCUCAAGAACGAAGAAACGAAUAUGGGCUCGGAGUAUUGGUCGUCGGAACGAGUUGUCUGGAUUUGAGCCAUUUUACGUUCGAGGUCCGAAUGUUGAACAGAGUGUGAUCACAGGCCGUCUGGGACAGGAUGUCCUCAGCGAUGAGGGAGUAGAAGGGUUCAUACCUAGACAGGGUUGGAGACCGACAUUGAAUUAG
This is a messenger RNA of Penicillium malachiteum, 1311 nucleotides long. RefSeq lists its product as uncharacterized. The coding region runs from base 1 to 1311 and encodes 436 amino acids. The transcript is spliced from 3 exons. NCBI's taxonomy places the organism in Eukaryota, Fungi, Ascomycota, Eurotiomycetes, Eurotiales, Aspergillaceae. The record is from RefSeq and is a predicted model, not a curated record.